Homalodisca vitripennis (glassy-winged sharpshooter) is the source of this 1421-nucleotide messenger RNA. RefSeq lists its product as uncharacterized. The transcript is spliced from 2 exons. Lineage: Eukaryota; Metazoa; Arthropoda; Insecta; Hemiptera; Cicadellidae. The record is from RefSeq and is a predicted model, not a curated record. The coding region runs from base 931 to 1293 and encodes 120 amino acids.
AUUAGUGUCGGUAACAUCGCUAUUCAGUGGUAACCUAUUACCAGGAUAACGUAUUAACAGUAACACCCUGUUAUUUUAGUAACAGGGGGCUGAAUGAUUUGGUGUUCUCAUAACGUCUUUCUAGUAUUAGGUUACUCAGUAAACUCGUUGCUGAGAAACAGCCGAGGCUAUUACCAUGCAAGCAAUGAAGAUAGGAUCAGAGUUCUGGUAACGCUUGUCUGGUUUACGUUACUGAGAAACCAAUAACAUAGUGGAGUGAGCUGGAUUGUACGGGUGGGAAUAAAAUAUCAGAUUGAAAUAAAUAAUGAUAAAUAAAUCAAAUAUAUUUAGCAAAUAAGAAACAUAACUUGUUUCUGGAAAAAAUUAAAACAAACCUAACUUAUUAUCAUUCAAUUGCUCGUUCUCAUGUAUCAUUAAUUAUUAUAAGUAGCCUAUUUAACCUCUUAACGCCCACUGUGCCAAAUUUGUCACAUACCCAUUUUAUGCAUGUAGUAUAGUGUCAGAAUGAAAAUUACAACCUUAAAUGCCCAUUGUGACACAUAUGGAACUAUUUUCAAUAAUUUACUGUACUGUGCUGUUGCCUGGUGGCAGUUAUGUGAACUACAGCCAGUGAGCAGAUCUACCAUACACAGUAAACACCAAUUCUUCAUAACCUCUAAGUCUUCAUACCUGUAUUUAGCAGAAAAAAAGUAAGUACCCUUUUUAUAAAAUAUGGUCUAGUUUACAUAGUUAACUGAAAGUGUGUUACAGUAGUUUUAGUUCAUAAAAUAUGUCUAGUUUAUGUUUUAUGAUGCUUUUUAGGUUUGUGCCAAAUUUGUCACAUUGGGCACAACUGUAAAACUGCAGUUUUUCAGUUCGUCCCAAAAAUGGCACAUUGGGCAUUAAAGUCAACCUACAAGCUUUUUGUACAACAAUGUUUAUUUUUGUCAGAUGUCACAUUGUCGACUAAGAAGACAUAACAACACAACUUCGCUUUUACCCCCCGAUGACAGUGAAGACAGUUUGGUGGAUGACUCAGAUGAGGAUCCAGAUUACACCCCUGGCCGUGACAAAAAGAACAAGUUAGCCUUAUUUUUGAACAAUGCAGCGAGCUCCAGUGAUGUCACAGAUGAAGACGAAGAGAACAUCCCUUCAACGUCUACAGCCACAAAAAAGAAGAUUCCAAAAAAACCAGCACCUGCUUGGAAUGAAGUGAAUCCAGAUAACAGUGAGAAACCUUCUCCGCCAAUGCUAGAAUUAAGUAACGAACAUGUACUUCAGUCUCCAGUUGACUACUUCAAAGAUUUUUUUUGACAAUGACCUUUUAACUUUGAUUGCUACUCAGUCAAACUUGUAUAGUGUCCAAAAAAAUCCGAAUAAACCCUUGAAUACCUCAGAGAAGGAAGUAGAGCAGUUUAUAGGCAUUUGCAUCUACAUGAGCA